UGAUUCUGGUUAGGCGCUCACUCCCAUCACUUUCAUUUUCACUUUCAUCAUCGCUCUCAUACCCAUAUUCACCCUCAUCUUCGUCCUCGUCUCCCUCAUCUUCACUCUUAUCUUCCCCCCCGACUUUCCAUCCUCAAUUCCACCCUUGUUUUCACCCUUAGAUCCACCUACAACUUACACCAUACCUGUUGCCGUCUGGGCCCAGUGAUCUCCGAGAACUUACUUACCACAGCCUAGAUGGAGCUUCAAUCAUGGGAUGCCUUUCAAGAGACAUUGCCUCCUACCAAGCACAUGAAAGAGAUCCAUAGAAAGAAGCUAGCCCUUCGACAUCCAGGAACAUGUAGCUGGAUUUUUGACAGCAAGGUGUACCGUCAAUGGGAGAAUGAGAGCAAUAAAACGCUCUUCUGCAUUGGUCCGCCUGGUGUGGGCAAGUCGGUUCUAGCUGCCGCGGUGAUUGACGAGUUCAAGAAUUCAGAUAGUCUAGUACUCUUCCUAUUUUGCGAGAACCAUUCCCAGCAAAUGGAUUUCCUCGCGGGAUGUCUGAUCCAACAACUACUCGAGCGUAUCGAUUACGGCACAGAUGUGGAAUUGUUGUCGAAGCUCUCAGGGCCGAGGAAAGACGACAACGUCGGGAACAACAAUGGUCAAACGGCUCUUGAGUCGCUGCUGUGUCAUCGUAGCACCAAAAGUGACACCGAAAGGGCAAGAAUCUCACUUGUUUUGGAUGGACUCGAUAGACUUGACAACGGAGUGUCUCGCAGCCUUCUAUCCUUCUUCAGUCGCCUUCGUGCGAAGAUCGACAUCAAGAUCUUCGCCACUUCAACGUUUGAUGUGUCUCUGGCAACCGAAGACAAUUCAGUUACGGCCCUACCGAUGCCGGUUUCGGACACAGCGGACCUGAAGGAGUAUGUUACUUCCCACGUGAAGCCACCAGCGUCGUACUCGACCCCAGAGCACAUUGAGUUCUACGAAACUAUCCUGAAAGCAACUGAAGGGAUCUUCCAUGUCGCGAGUCGCAUCGUCGAAGAACUUUCACCGAUGCACACGAAGUUCGAGUUCCAACAAUUCUUGAGACAUUGGACUCAAGAACGCCGGCAUCUAGACCACGUCUUCGGCGAACUGAUUGAAGCGCGUUCAGAUCAUAUUCAGUCUAGUCUCGCUUCCCGCGUCAUUGACUGGCUGACUUUCUCCCAUCGAGCACUCACAAUGCUAGAGCUUCAGCAUGCUCUAGUGGCGGACGUCUCAGAGUACCUGCGUGUGCCCCCGACGCCAGAGAAGAUCACAUCCGCAUUGCAUGGGAUCGUCACGAUCAAGGGAGAGCAGGGAGAACAGUCAAUCUUCUUUUUCCAUAGCGCUGUCAAGGACUACUUUUGGCACGAGAGAAGUGACAGGGCUCCUAAGAUUCAUGACAACAUCGUCAGCUAUUGUCUGAGGCAGCUAUCGAGGAUAUCUUCCGAUGAUGGAUUCUGCAAGUCGGACGAGGACUUUGAAGAGAGAUUAAGCCACAAUCCUUUCUUCCUCUACGCUGCUUGCCACUGGGGUUUCCAUACUCAGGCAUGUUCGGAACCUGUUGCAGCCGCCAUGAGGUUUCUAGACAACCGCGUCAAUGUUGUGAUGUCAAGCCAGGCCAUUCUCAUCGACCAGUCCUCGUCAAAGGCACCGGGAUACACGCAACACGUCCCUCAGAACGUCACGGGACUGCACCUAGCAGCUUAUUUCGGAAUACGAACUGCUGCUGAAGAGCUCCUCAGCGAAGGAACUGCACCACUGAGCUCUGUCGACACACAAGGCCGGACGCCACUAUGGUGGGCCGCCCAUUACAGACAGGACAAGGUAGUCAGGCUGUUUUGUCGGAGUGACACAGCCACACUGUCGCUGCUUGUCGUGGCUAAAGAGGGAGAUCUAAUCAAAAUCUUGCUCGAUGGCAAGUACAAUGUGAAUAUCGCCGAUGCCUCUCUGGACACCCCGCUGCACCACGCCGUACGCCGGAGCUAUGAAAACAUAGUAAAGAAUCUCUUAUCCGCCGCUGCCAACGUCAACGUGCAGAACAUGGGAGGCGAAACGCCGCUCGCUAUAGCACUCAAUAAUCGCAACAGCAACAUAAUCAAUCUUCUCAUUGGAAAAGGAGGGUAUACCGAUUUCGUGAAUACGGCCAAGUUCCGCAAGGCGCACGGGUGGCAGGACGACCAGACUCUAGAGAUCUUUCGAGAUGACAAGACCACCGUUCUACGGCUGAAGCCAGAAGACAGACGCUCGUUCGAGGACUGGGGACCGACGGAGAGAUUCUCAUUGCAAGUGUCUCCCUUUACUGUCGCCACUGACUGUGACGCUUACCAUUUCCACAGGCAACAACAGAUUCUCGGCGACGUCCCGUUUUCACCUCGGCUUCGUCGUUUGACAGACAAUCUUCAGAUUGAUGAACUGAACCUCGAGAUCAUCUCACAAGAAGACAACAAGAGUCACAUCACCUACUACAUUGAGGCAUUCAUGUGGAACUCUCCCAAUAAUGACGAAGCUCUGCCUUGCAAGCAAUUAGUGUUGUGCUGGGAUGUCUUUCGUGAUGAGCAAACCCAUCAAUGGCACACAAAAGCUCACUUCACCACCAUGCCACACAUUUGGCUUCCGGAUAAUGGCGCGGUAUUCUUGAGACAUUUUCUCGUCCAUGUCAAACAUACCUGGCUUGCUUACUGCGAUGCGAAUCUUGUGGAUCUCCAUCUUCGUAAGAGAAUCAUCGAAUCCAAGGGAUCUGACCCGGCGCUUCUGGACCAUCUGCUUGAGAAUGGACAAAGGUGGCUAAGUCAUCGUCAUAACCUCUCCAAGGUCGCUUCCAGCAUUCGGAAUUUUGCGAGGAAGUACUGCCUACAGCACAACGAGACCGGCGAUCUCGAGGAACUCACAGAGGCGAUAGAUCAGCUGGCUGCUGCGGUUGGAAAGAAGCUCGGUGAGCUGGACGAGAACUCGAGAGAUCUUAUCCAGCUGGAGUGCAAUCUUGUCUCUAUCAAGGAAGCGCGGCAGUCGGUUCAUUCGUCGACAAGCAUGAAGCGACUGAGCUGGAUUACGUUCAUCUUCCUACCACUCACAUUCAUAGGAACCUUAUUUGGGAUGAACAUAGACAUUUUAGACGGCAAACCAAAGCCUGCUUGGUGGACUUACAUCCCUUUUGCCAUAGUUACCUCGCUUCUAACCUCUCUUGUAUGGCUUAUCUUCAAAUUUACCGAGCUCGAGACAACGAUUGAAACCAAAGCGAGGGCAUGGCUAUCUCAAAUCAAAGACGCUGCCACCAGGCGAGAGCAGCAAGAUGUGAAGAGCAAAUCCCAGUUCUCAUCUAGGAGCGCCAAUAAUUCUUCACAUGUAGAGUUGUCGAUCUUGGAGAAUGGCCAGGGAGUGACGAACGGGGUUGUAUGAGCAGACAAUAGCGAGCUCAAUUUGGCCUAAUCCUGAGUCGUACAAUCCAUUAUUUUGAGAAGCCGAUUUAGUCCUCGGGACACUUGAUGACAGCUGCGGCACACGAUCGCUGGCAAUGGCUGCUGUCCCCUACCAUCGCAGCCUGAUUCGAGUCAAGACUUGCAUUAAUUGCAGCUUUCCGAUCCGUUGCUACACACUUUCUUUCCUGCCUCGCAGCCAG
This is a messenger RNA of Colletotrichum acutatum, 3625 nucleotides long. RefSeq lists its product as uncharacterized. Gene Ontology annotation, biological process: metal ion transport; transmembrane transport. Gene Ontology annotation, cellular component: membrane. Gene Ontology annotation, molecular function: metal ion transmembrane transporter activity; protein binding. The coding region runs from base 238 to 3405 and encodes 1055 amino acids. Lineage: Eukaryota; Fungi; Ascomycota; Sordariomycetes; Glomerellales; Glomerellaceae. The record is from RefSeq and is a predicted model, not a curated record. The transcript has 7 exons.